Messenger RNA from Nymphaea colorata (pocket water lily), 2991 nucleotides. RefSeq names its product conserved oligomeric Golgi complex subunit 7. Gene Ontology annotation, biological process: intracellular protein transport; retrograde vesicle-mediated transport, Golgi to endoplasmic reticulum; Golgi organization. Lineage: Eukaryota; Viridiplantae; Streptophyta; Magnoliopsida; Nymphaeales; Nymphaeaceae. The record is from RefSeq and is a predicted model, not a curated record. Gene Ontology annotation, cellular component: COG complex. Bases 114 to 2630 code for a protein of 838 amino acids. The transcript is spliced from 10 exons.
AAUGAAGUCGAACAAGAAGAGACGUUCCUUCUCCCGGACUUACAGAAAAACGAAGUCGAACAAGAAGAGAGGUGGAGGAGGAGGGAGAGCGGUUUAGGAAGGGAACUGUGAAGAUGAUGACGGUUGAUCUGAGCGCCUUCUCGGAGGAGAAAUUCGACCCAAAGCGGUGGAUCAACGCGGCGUGCGGGUCACGGGACCCGCAGGACUCCGUGGACAAGCACCUCGCCGACCUUGAGAUGAAGCUGCAGCUCCUCUCCGAGGAGAUCGCCUCCUCCCUCGAUGAGCAGAGCGAGUCCGCCCUCCUCCGCAUCCCUCGCUCCACUAGAGACGUUGUCCGCCUCCGGGACGAUGCUUGUUCUCUCCGGUCCGCCGUCUCCGUCAUCCUCCAGCGCCUUAAGAAGGCAGAGGGUUCGUCAGCAGAGUCAGUUGCUGCUCUAGCUGAGAUUGAUAUGGUGAAACAGCGAAUGGAAGCUGCAUAUGAAACGCUACAGGAUGCUGCAGGACUCACUCAGUUAAGUGCAAGUGUAGAGGAUGUAUUUGCUAGUGGUGAUCUCCCUCGAGCUGCUGAGACUUUGGCCAACAUGAGGCACUGCUUAUCUGCAGUUGGUGAGGUUGCUGAGUUUGCAAAUGUUAGAAAGCAGCUUGAAGUGCUAGAGGAUAGAUUAGAUUCAAUGGUUCAACCUCGCUUAUCAGAUGCAAUAUCAAAUCGCAAGGUUGAUGAAGUGCAAAGUUUCAGAGAUAUCCUUAUUCGCAUUGGUCGAUUGAAAUCUGUGGAACUUCUUUACACAAAAAUUCACAUAAAGCCAAUUCGGCAACUUUGGGAUGAUUUUGACUCUCGAAAAGGAUCAAAGGGAACCAACACUGUUGAGAGGCGUGUCAGUGCAACUGAUUUAGUAUCUAACCCUUCCUCACUCCUGUUUGCCAGCUGGUUACCAAGCUUCUAUGAUGAACUUUUACUGUAUCUUGAACAGGAAUGGAAAUGGUGCAUGACCGCUUUUCCUGAUGAUUACAGAAUUCUUGUGCCAAAGCUACUAGUAGAGAUCAUGGCAGCCUUAAGUACAAGCUUUUCUACCCGUAUUAAUCUUGCCACCGGCGAGGUGGUUCCAGAGACAAGGGCAUUAACAAAAGGUAUACUGGAUAUCUUGUCUGGAGAUGUUUCAAAAGGAGCUAAGUUACAAACGAAGCAUCUAGAAGCACUGAUGGAGCUGCAUAAUAUGACUAGUGCGUUUGCCAAGAAUAUUCAGCACUUGUUCUCAGGUUCUGAUAGCCAAGUCAUACCCCAAGCUUUAAAAGCUGUGUACUCUCCGUAUGAACCUUAUAAACAAAGGUAUGGACAAAUGGAGCGUGCCAUACUUUCUUCAGAGCUUGCAAUGUUAGACCUCAGAGGGGCUGUUGCACGUGGUGUGGGAGCACAAGGGAUUGAACUCAGUGAGACAGUUCGAAGAAUGGAAGAAUCGAUUCCCCAGGUAAUUGUGAUUCUUGAAGCGGCGGUUGAGAGAUGCAUCAGCUUUACUGGGGGUUCUGAAGCUGAGGAACUUGUCCGGGCAAUUGAUGAGACCAUGCUCCAAUACCUGUCCAACCUACAGGAUACCUUGAAAUCAUUGAGAACUGUGUGCGGUCUGGACAGUGUUGUUAAGAAAGACGGCCCUGGUCAGAAAAGAGAGACUGGACUGGACAAAAAGGAUGGAACUGGUCCACUCCUCGUUGAUGUAGUGUCAGAUGAGGAGGAAUGGUCCAUUGUCCAAGGUGCAUUGCAGAUUUUAACUGUUGCUGAUGGUCUAACAAGCAGAUCAUCAGUAUUUGAAGCCUCUUUACGUGCUACACUUGUCAGGCUCAGUACUAGCUUAUCUCUCUCAGUUCUUGGACCAGCUUUUGAGCAGCUUCACUUAUCUGCUGAUGACAUCCCUUCAAAUGCCGAAUCAUUCCUUUCUGGGAAGGGAGCCCUGGAUAUUGCAGUUCUACGCCUUACUGAUGUGCCUGAGAAAGCGAAGAAACUUUUCAAUCUUCUGGAACAGUCUAAGGAUCCACGAUUCCAUGCACUUCCACUUGCUUCCCAAAGGGUGGCUGCAUUCUCCGAGCUGGUGAAUGAGCUUGUUUAUGAAGUACUAUUAUCAAAAGUACGUCAACGGCUAAACAACGUGGCUCACCUGCCUAUUUGGUCUUCUGUUGAGGAGCAAGGUGGAUUCCCCAUCCCAACUUUUAGUGCCUAUCCACAAGCUUAUGUAACCAGUGUUGGCGAGUAUCUUCUUACAUUGCCUCAGCAAUUGGAGCCACUUGCUGAAAAUGUAGCCAAUGGUGAAACAAAUACCGAUGAAGCCCAAUUCUUUGCAACUGAGUGGAUGUUUAAGGUUGCUGAGGGUGCAACCGCCCUUUAUAUUGAGCAAUUGAGAGCUAUACAGUCCAUAACCGAUCGAGGAGCACAGCAAUUAUCAACUGAUAUUGAAUACUUGAGCAAUGUACUUUCUGCUCUCUCGAUGCCAAUUCCCCCCAUCUUGUCCACAUUUCAGAUGUGCCUUUCAACUCCAAGGGAUCGGCUCGGUGAUCUUGUGAAAUCUGAUGGUGGAAACCAACUUGAUCUUCCUACAGCACGCCUCGUCUGCAAGAUUCGUCGAGUCACACUAGAACAAUGAGCUAACUCCAUUUCUCGUCGUCCUUGAUUGAGGUGUAAGUAAUGUAGCCUAUGUGGGAUGUCUGUUCCGCUGUUAAGCGGCCCUUGAUAGACAUGAAAGCCCUUGGCAGUCCUUUUUGCAGGAUUUUCUGUCAGGGGCAUUUGAACGAGUGUCAAAGAGAUGGGAAGCCAUUCUUUGUGUGUUCUUUCCGAUGUUUUCUUCUUUAUUCAUCGUCAUCUUUUCAUGUGAAUUUCUUCAUAUUAUUUAGAGAACCGUGGUCUGUAUAUUCCACCAAACGUGUCUGGGAUUGUAUUGAAGGGAAAACCAAUGGUUUGGAAACAGCUAACCCGAGCAUGUGCAGAAAAGUUUCCCAACUUGACAA